Molecule: messenger RNA, 1074 nt
Organism: Dendronephthya gigantea
Lineage: Eukaryota; Metazoa; Cnidaria; Anthozoa; Malacalcyonacea; Nephtheidae
Product: ubiquinone biosynthesis O-methyltransferase, mitochondrial-like
Exons: 6
Coding region: 23-883 (286 amino acids)
Biological process (GO): ubiquinone biosynthetic process
Molecular function (GO): 2-methoxy-6-polyprenyl-1,4-benzoquinol methyltransferase activity
Source: RefSeq, a predicted model, not a curated record
UAACUGUGGUUCUUCUUGCAAGAUGGCGGCAAAAACAUCGAAAAUUUUUGUAAACUUUGCACGUUUUUGCACAGCUAGAGUCUUAGCUUUCAAUUGCAGGAGAGCGUGCAGUUCCUACGGUCAGUCAAGCCAGUCAACAGUGGACAGUGAAGAAGUCUUUAAAUUCAGUGAACUUUGCAAUGAGUUUUGGAAUAUCAAUGGUCCUUUUCAAGCUCUUCACACAAUGAAUAGGAUCCGAGUGCCGUUAAUCCGGGAUGCUUUGCUACAAAACAUUGAAGGAUCACGUUUUGUUUCAAAACCAUUAAACGAGAAGAAUAUCUUGGACAUUGGCUGUGGAGGUGGAAUUUUAUGUGAACCUAUCGCUCGUCUUGGUGCAAACGUGGUUGGAAUUGAUGCUUCAGAGGAGGCAAUAUCUGUGGCACAACACCACGCCAAGCAUGAUCCAGAGAUUUGUGGAAGAUUGGAGUACAGAUGCAUGACAGCAGAGGAUUUAGUUGAGCAAACUGGUGGAGGAUUUGAUGCAGUGAUAGCAUCCGAAGUCAUUGAACACGUCAGCGAUCAGGAAUUUUUUGUCGAGACAUGCGCUAAACUUACAAAGCCUGGUGGUACACUGAUGUUUACUACCAUCAACAGAACAAUUCAAUCAUAUUUGCUAGCGAUUCUUGCUGCAGAAUAUGUGCUAAAUGUAGUUGAACGAGGGACCCAUGAUUGGAACAAAUUUGUUCCAGAUGACGAGUUGGCUUCGUUAGUUAUACAUAAUGGUUUUAGAAUCCAUACCAUUCAAGGACUUUGUUAUAAUCCAUUCACAAGAGUGUGGUCAAAAUUUGAUGAUACCAGUGUCAAUUAUGCCUUGGUUGCACAAAAACUUGAUGAGAAUUCCUAGCAAUUGUGUGAUGAGUAACUGACAAAUUAGGGACCGUAGAGCUGGUUGGGGGAAGGCAGAACCUGCCCUCUUUCUCCAUGGUCCAUGACACUCCAAGCAAUCAAUAAAUAAAAUGACAUAAUUAUGGUUUAUAACCAUGCAGUAAUAUAUCUAUGUACUUUUAUGGUACCGGUACUUUCAAUACCAAUGCA